Helianthus annuus (common sunflower) is the source of this 372-nucleotide messenger RNA. RefSeq lists its product as uncharacterized. NCBI's taxonomy places the organism in Eukaryota, Viridiplantae, Streptophyta, Magnoliopsida, Asterales, Asteraceae. Bases 1 to 372 code for a protein of 123 amino acids. The transcript has a single exon. The record is from RefSeq and is a predicted model, not a curated record.
AUGGGUUAUGUGAAUCGGGACAACAUCUACAAUGAUAGAGGUUUUGAAGAUGAUGAGUUUGGCUACCAAAAUGCCAACUUUGUGGGGAACAAUAACUAUGGGUACGGGAAUGUGCGAAAUGACGGUUACGAAAACUACCGUCAACCACGAAACAAUAAUCAAAGGAACCGGAAUGAUGGGUUUUACAACAACAAUAACAACAAUAAUAUUAACCCUAAUCGGAUUCCUCGUUUCGUGGGAGGAGGUAAUCAAAGAGGUAAUCAAGGUGGAAACCGAAGAGGUGAUAGGGGGGUGAUAGAAGAGAUAAUCGAAGGCCGGUGGAUCAAGAAGUUAACGGUCCAUACCGUCGUCUACAACCCCCAUGGGGAGUAA